Molecule: messenger RNA, 519 nt
Organism: Candidula unifasciata
Lineage: Eukaryota; Metazoa; Mollusca; Gastropoda; Stylommatophora; Geomitridae
Source: the annotation of a GenBank genome assembly
AUGUUCUGUUGUACGGCUGUUUUCAGAAACUAUGUUUCUGUUUGUACGGCUGUUUCAGAAACUAUGUUCUGUUGUACGGCUGUUUCAGAAACUAUGUUCUGUUGUACGGCUGUUUCAGAAACUAUGUUCUGUUGUACGGCUGUUUCAGAAACUAUGUUCUGUUGUACGGCUGUUUCAGAAACUAUGUUCUGUUGUACGGCUGUUUCAGAAACUAUGUUCUGUUGUACGGCUGUUUCAGAAACUAUGUUCUGUUGUACGGCUGUUUCAGAAACUAUGUUCUGUUGUACGGCUGUUUCAGAAACUAUGUUCUGUUGUACGGCUGUUUCAGAAACUAUGUUCUGUUGUACGGCUGUUUCAGAAACUAUGUUCUGUUGUACGGCUAAACUGUUCUGUUGCACGGCUGUUUCAAAAAUCAUGUUCUGUUGUACGGUUGCUUCAGAAACUAUGUUCUUUUGUACGGCUGUUUCAGCAAUCAUGUUCUGUUGUACGGCUGUUUCAGAAACUAUGUACUUUUGUACG